Messenger RNA from Heterostelium album PN500, 1092 nucleotides. RefSeq lists its product as uncharacterized. Gene Ontology annotation, biological process: phospholipid metabolic process. Bases 1 to 1092 code for a protein of 363 amino acids. The record is from RefSeq and is a predicted model, not a curated record. Lineage: Eukaryota; Evosea; Eumycetozoa; Acytosteliales; Acytosteliaceae. Gene Ontology annotation, molecular function: glycerophospholipase activity. The transcript has 5 exons.
AUGAAUUAUAUUUCUAUUCUAUUUAUAUUAUCAAAUAUUUUAUUAUCCGUUCAAGCAAUACUUCCAGUUUGUGAUUCUGGAAUGAAAUCAUACUAUUUUCCGACCACUGCCAAGAAUGUUUUGUUUGCUGAAAUAACAAUAGUUGGUUGGAAUGGAAUAUUUGAUAUUGAAAUUAUUCUAUCAGCUGGUGAUACAGUAUUAGGAGGUUAUGGUGCCGGUGAUUCAACAACACUCUCUGUAAAUGAAUAUCGAGGAUUUUCAUUCGUAAAUGGUAACACCACAAAUGCAUGGACAAUUAAAAAUCUGUUUUCACUAUCGAUAGGCUCACAGUUUCAUGGUGGUUCCUCUAAUCUAUUAAAUGGAGUCAGAGCACCCGGGGUUUAUUAUCCUUCUUAUGAUGGUUUGAAUGGUGCCUCUAAAGGAAAUGAAGAAAAUCUAAAUAAUCAGAUGAACUUUCUUAAUAAUCAAGCUAUUCGAUAUUAUGGAUCAACCAAUUUCCAAAACAAAUGGAAACUUUUGAAUAUUUAUAUUGGAAUAUUCAAAGCAUGUAGCAUGUGUACUUCAAUCGAUGCAGAAUUUCAAUUGAACCCAGUAUAUUGGGGAUCAUAUUAUCUUGAAAUUUUAAAUAAUAUCACUAUAUCAUUCAACCACAGAACAAUCAUCAAUAUGAUUGCAUUACCACAAUUAAAUCAAUGUAAUGACACUUCCUCCAAUUGCAAGAUCUAUAAUCAAAACAAUAAUAUUUGUCCUUGCCUGUGGACACAAUCAUCUACAGUUUUGACUGGUAUCAUCAAUGCUGCCAACCAAGGAAUGAGAAAUGCCAUUCAAACAUGGAAAUCAAACGUCGACCAACAAACAACAACAGUUGGUGUCAUCUAUCAACCAUUCUUGGUGAAUACAACAUUCCCAGCAUCGUUGCUCUCACCCGUCGACUGUUUCCAUCCAAACAGCGAUGGUCAUAAACUGAUGACCGUUGGACUAUGGAAUAAUCUUCGACAGAAAUCCGUUAAAUCAGGAUCUGUCUCUACAAGUGAUUCAUUGAUCUGCGAGGAAACAUUUGAUUCUCUAUAUGAUGAAACAUCACCUUAUUAA